CCUGUCUUCUUUCCUUCCCUUCUCACAUCUACAAGCGCAUCCAGUCCUUAUCACCACACACCAUCAGCAUGGACGCAGCCAAAGUCAACCCGGAACGCGCCCUGGCCUCGCGCUACAACCCGGCUCACUACUUCGCCUACGUCUCGGCCGCGUACUUCUUUCUCCUGUCCCUCCCCUUGCUACUCUUCCCGCGUAUCUUGCUCCUGAUUUCCACCCCUCGAGGUGCUGCAGGACAGGCAGGAGACACGCCUGAUCAGGGAGCCAGUGCCGGUGCCGGCGUUUCGGCUCUUGGACCAGAAUUGACGCCGAUCGAGAGGCAGUUGGCCUAUUCGUGGGGCAUCGCACAGAUCACAUUGGGAUUGGUGUCGCUAGUUCUUACAGGCGCCAUUCCCUUGACCUCGCACCCCCUUCCCGACCAGGCCGCCUCGGGACAGCAAUCUCCCUACAGACAGCCCUCGGUCCUUCUCCUCACCCUGUACUAUCUCGCCAUCGCCGCUCAGUCUUACCUUUCGGUAGGCAAAGCGCCCUCUGCAGCUGAGGCUGCCACACCCUCUGAGCUUGGAACUGGCAACUUCGGCUUGCUCCUCGCUCUGCCCCACGCAGGCUUGGCUGCUUGGGGAUUGUUCGUCCUCAUGUUCGGGGGAGACAUGGCCAAGAACAAGAAGAAGGCCGGAGAUGCAAGUGCAAAGGACAAGGCGACUAGCAACUUCCCCUUCAAGAACACGUAUGCCGAGAAUGAGAAGUCGAAGUGAGCGGCAGCAACGUCUCGUGGCGCUGACAUGAGAUGGGCGAGGGGAAGCAGACAAAGGGAAUGGGCGGUAGCGCAGUACCAGGACGAGCAAAAGCAGAGCUAGUGUAGCCCUGCGCCGGCGCAGAACGCUUGUGCAGAUGGAUAUCGUCGAA
This is a messenger RNA of Jaminaea rosea, 903 nucleotides long. RefSeq lists its product as hypothetical. The record is from RefSeq and is a predicted model, not a curated record. The transcript has 3 exons. NCBI's taxonomy places the organism in Eukaryota, Fungi, Basidiomycota, Exobasidiomycetes, Microstromatales. The coding region runs from base 69 to 752 and encodes 227 amino acids.